AUGGAAAGUGGAAGACACAGAUCACCAUAUUAUCGAGAUAGUCAUCAUAUAUCAUCACAUGGCUUUUCUGAAGGCGUUGAUUCAAAUCCAGAGAUACAUGAUCGUCAGAGACCAGCAAGUGUACAAGAUUUAGAUUAUGGAGAAAUGUAUGACUCUGGUAUACAACCACAUUCAACCUCUCCUAGACUAAACAAUCCAUAUAUUGAUCCAGUGAUAGGUGGUGGUGGAGGUUCUGGUGUGGGUGGAGGUGCUGAUGGAAUUGAUCAUCGGGCAGCUUCAUUAGAUCGUCGGGAGAGUACUAUGGGACAUUAA
This is a messenger RNA of Heterobilharzia americana, 312 nucleotides long. The record is from the annotation of a GenBank genome assembly. NCBI's taxonomy places the organism in Eukaryota, Metazoa, Platyhelminthes, Trematoda, Strigeidida, Schistosomatidae.